AAGUUUAAACUGUUACCUAAUAUUUUACCAGGCUAGGAUUGUACUUUCACAUUGUCAACUGUCGAUCAGCUGUUCGAGGAGAUUCACCUGACUGAGCAGGAAUAUAAAAAGAGACUUUAACUUUCCCAUGUUACCAGACAGAUUGUUGGUCUCUUUGGUCCAGUUCUAGGGGAAUAUCGUGUUAAAAAGUCUAAUAGAUUACUUUUAUUUAAUGAAGUUUUGAUUAGUUUUAGGGAAACAAAAAUUCAAAAAAGGACUUGCAGACAUUUACCAGAUAUAAAUGAGGCCCAAACUUUCCAGCACGAUGAAGGAGCGUAGGCAUUCUGCUUCACUCUCCCUCGAGAAUCUUAUUAUGGAUUUUGAAAACCCGUUCACCCCUAUUCAGAAGAACUACAAUAAUGCUAUUCUACGACAAUCUCAUGCCAAACAAUUGUUAGUUGGUGUUACAUCCUUUGAGAUUUAUCGUAACAGAGUACCAAAGAAAGUGAAAUUAUUGGACGUCAAGUUAUCAUUUUCAUACCAAGAUAACUACCAAACUGAAACAGAUCUGUUGGAAAAGGAACUUGUCCGUAACGGCAAGAAAUGGACUUGGCCAUUAAAAAAAGGGCAGGAUCACUUGAUUACAUUCCCAUACGCCCCUGGGGAUCGUGUCAAUCUAAAUUUUGGCAUGACUGUUUUCAAGACAAAGAAAAUGAGUGUGUUUAGCUCUGAGACUUUGACAUCACCUGUGGGAAAUGUUACAGAUUGUUUCGUCCUCGCCAAAAACAAUGGAGUAGGAAUUGGACUUCCAAUCGACACUGUGAUCACAAAUCAUGUUAGACUGAACUUCAGUUUAGAUGGCUAUGCUCAUCACAUGACCAUCAAACUUAAACUUGGUUUGAUUGAAGAAAGUAGCGGAAAUCCAUCACUGUGGCUGCGGCCAAUCUCUAUAGACAAACCAUUUAGAAGUUCACAGACUCUAUUGGAAAUGUUAGGCGAUCCAACUACUUUUCCUCCAAUGUCAAAAUUCAAUAAUGAAGAAUUGGUGAAACACAGAAGCUAUAUAGCCAGCUCACAGAAAAUGGUGAAUUAUUUAAGAUCAGGAGUUUUGGAUUGUUGGUCUGUACGACCAUGCUCAGGCGCUUCAGAACUGCCGUCCGGUAUCCAAAUCAGAAUGGCCAGCUCUAAUAAGCCAAUAGCAUGUAUACUUCCUGUUGUUGAGAGAUUGGAAACACUACCAGAUACAACCCCACAUCUUAGACUUGGCUUACUUGUAAUUUGUGGAUCUAAACCAUACUGUUUGUGUUCAGCUAAAUGGAGAAGCUCAGAUAAGUUUGACUUCAAGAUCCACUACUAUGAGAGUGGAGAGACAUGGGGACAAAGAAUCAAGUGGAAUUCACGAGACUUUCUGGACAUCAAUCAUAUCAUAUUAAACAGUACAGGACAUCAGUAUUUCUUCAAACCAGGUCACGACACGGCUUUACAAGACAUAUGUAUUGGAUUGUGUGGAAAAUUCUUGGUCCGCUUCAGUAAUGAAAUUCUUCCAUGGAAAAAAGAAAUGUCAUCCCCAUUAUCUGAGGUUGAUUUGGAUUUGGACCAUACAGAUGAAGGCUAUUCUGAUGAAUCAUUAAAACAGAAGCCAUGUAAUCCAAUAGACAGUUGUUUGAGAACUAUCCCAGAAUUCCUCAGAUCACAUGGUUUGACAUUAUAUUGUGAUAUCGCAGCAAGACUUGAUGAGAUUCAGAAACUAGACCAUGAGAGAUUGGUAGAAAAACCAACAUUACGCAGAAUUAAUAGUGCUAGUAGCUAUGGUGACACAUUCCAAGGUUAUAUCAAGAACGAUAACAGAGGUUCAAGAAAAAGUCUCAAGAAAUGUAGCAAUAAGGACCAUCGUGGUAGCGAAGGUGAUAUUACAACGUCAGGUUUUGUGGAAGAUUUCACAGGUUACUCAUUUUCACGAACAGCAUCAUACAGUAAUAUUGAAUCAAUGAUUGAUUAAUGACGGCUCAAUGUUCCAGCUCAUUUCAUGGAGUUCUUCUCAUUAUGUGCAUUUAAUACACAACCUUUGUUUAGUGUAUUGCACAUUAACAACAGUCCCGUGUAACAAUUCCAGUUAAUAAACUGACAAAGGUUGACCAAUGAUGCUUAGUUUUACAAUGAAGCAAUGGUAAUAGAUGGUCCUAUUAAAGGGAUUUUUCGCACACAAAAAUAUAUUUUAUAUAUACAUAGACUUCAAUUGGGAUAUAUGACAUGUAUAAAUGUAAUAUAAGUUAAUGAAACCAGUAUUAUAUGUUAAGAUGUGUUUAAGCACAUAAGGAUUGAUGUGAUUGCCUUUAAGACAAAGAUGAAUUAAAUUGACAAGAACUGGCAUUGUUUAAACAACUUUUUAUACGUCUGCCUCUAUGAAAUAUGUUAUGACAACAUCAACAUUCAGAUACUUGGUACCACAUUGUACAAAAAAGCUUCACACAUUUGUAUGAUAUUGUCAUGAUUUAGUUUUAAUAACAUCUAUUUUAGAAUAAUUUUGUUUUGACAAUUUCAUAUUCUAAAAAUGCUAUUUUUUAAGUUGUUUGAAAUACUGUACACCUAGUUUAAUAUAACUUUGUAACUAAUCAGUCACAUGCUGAAAGAUCACCAUUUACUAAUGACAUCUAUAUCAGUAUUUUAUCAAUACAUUGUAUCACUAAAUGAGGAUGUAUUCUAACUAAGUGUGUUGUGAUUGUUUAGACUACUGUUAUAUGAUGCAAUAGAAAUACCUCACUUUAUUAUGUUAAAAGUUUCUAUAUUUUAUGUCAAAGUAAUGUUAUAUGAAUAGCCAUUUCGUUGACAUGCAAUUGCAUUUUGUGAUUUUGUUUUAAAUCCUCUGUAACAUCCGACAUGAUUGUCUUUUAUUUGUUGUUUUUCUUUGUAUUUCGGGUUGCUGUCUCAUUGAUGUUAACCCUAUGUCUACUUACAUUCAUAUUGGCAAUACUUUUUGACGCUUGAAAAAUAUUAAGAAAUUGUUCUUUUAACAUGUUAAAUGGGGUUUUUAGACGGUCAUUUCUCAUUUUCGAAAAUAAUAUUCACAAUAUGGAUAUUCAGGGGUCCAUUUCAGUUGGAGGGUAAUAUUCAUAGAAAAUUCAUAAAAAUGUACAUGAUUGUAUUAUUCUACAAAGUAUUUGGUUUGAAAUUGUGAAAAAAUGAUAAUCCAAAUUACAUGUAUAGAUAGAGUAAUGUUUUAAUAUUGAAUCUCAACUUACACAGUAUUUGUAUAAGUUUGUAAAUGUAUAUUGUAUUCUUAGUUUUAAAGAAUAUAUAUGUAAAUGAGAGAAUAGAUUUAUCAUGUUUCGCCAAGUGUUUCGCAUUUCGCUCAGAUAGGUUUAUUCUUUCAAAAUCUCUUUUAUGAAUAAGUUUGUCAUUGAAGUCCAUGUGAUUUCUCACGCUGCAGUUUUUGUAAGUCAGUGAUAACUUGUUGUACAACAUGAAUAUUAUUUCAAUUGAGGUUGUUUCUCUAGAUAAUUUUAAUUCUAGAUUUUCAACCCGCCAAAAUUGACAAGCUCAAAUAAAUGUUUUUGUUAUUUGAAAUAGGAGUAUAUGUAAAUUAGAAACUCAGCAAAUUUUUAAUCUAAGGGAACAUUGCCAGUGAAGGAUUUUGAACUAAAAAAAUUGAAUUCACCUACUAAAUAGUCACAUGAUAGUUAUGUGAUGGUUUUUACAGUAAAAUGAAAAUAUCAAUAGUUAUGACUUAUGUACUAGGUUAUAUAUAAGGUAGAACUAAGAUACUUUAUCACUAUCUGUUCGUAUUUUUAUUGGCACAAGUUCUAUCCAUUUUAUCUAUUCAUUUUGACAAAAUAAACAAAAUUCAAACAAAUUAUUGAUAACACAGUUUAUAUUUCGAUUUGGAAAAAGUUAUUGUUAAUAAGGUGAACUUGAUAUCUUUGAUUAAGUGUAUUGAACUUUCAACUUGUACGUUACAACAUCUGGACCCGAUUUAAUUCAUGUAAACAACUUCUAAAUAUGGGUGACCACAACAAAUGGACAAUAGGCAAUACAAUACAAUCAGUUUCACUAAAUUAACUUCUAAAUAUGGCUGACCACAACAAAUAGACGAUUAUACAAUACAAUCAGUUUCAUUAUAAUUAUGAUAGUUGGUAUGUAGAGGGCAUAAUCUGAAAUGACAAGGUUGUCAAGUUCAUAUCUUUAUAUCAUAUAUGUAAAUUCUAAAGUUUUGACAUUUAUUAGACAAAUUUGUAGCAUUUGGCAAAAGAAGUUUUGAUAGGAAGAACUUUCAAUUGCUGUGGGAUAAGAAAUUUGAAAGGAAUAUGGAAUCUAUUUAUACUUUUGGUUGGUUAUUUUCCAAAGCUUUGUGGAUUUUUUUUUUCUGUUAAAUUUCAGAAGUUUGAAAGUUUUGGUUCUGAACUAUUGAUAAUGAUAAUUGCAUAUUCAGAUUAUUUUUGACAUUGAAAUUGGGAGAAAAUAGUACAUCUCUAUCAAUAAAUAAUUCAACCAAAACUUUUCAAACAUUUUUCCAUUAAAAGAAAACAUAAAGUAGUAUUUUGAAAUGAACUGCUAAGAUGUUGGUUGUUUAAUACAUUCAUUACAAUUAACUCAAUUUUUCAUUUUCAAGAUCAUACUGUAAUUAAUUCUUGACUUCGUUUAUAUGAUUAAGGUUGUAUAUGAGUUUUAGAAGUGUGCAAUAGUGUUUUACAAAUGUAAAUAAAAAAAUGUUGGGAUAAUUUUAUUUCUUUUAAGAAAUGAAUUUUCAUUGUCUUUAUAAAUAUAUUGUAUGUAAUGUUUGAACUUUUCUUAUAUGUACCUUCAUUUUUCAAUAUUGACAUUUCAAGCAUGUGAAUUUUUUUGGAAAUAAAAUGUGUUUCAAUGUUAGCUAGUCUAACAAAAGCAAAGUAUAUUUUAAUCAAGAUUUUGUUCAAUAAAUAAUUAUAUAAACAUAUAGUUUGCCUUAUCAGUAUUAGAAAUUGCUUAAAUUGAAAGAGAAAAACUCUCACUCACACCAACAUUAAAAUUUACUGGCAUAAUUACCAAGAGGAGACACGUUUAUGGUAUUUAACACAAAUUUCAAUGCAAAAUUAGAUAAUUACAACCAAAAAGUUAGUUUCAUAGUUAAUUGUAUUUAAAGUUGUAUGUGUUUUGUGGUACUCCAGUGUAAUCAUUGGUGGAUAAAUAUUUGUUAUUUAUUUUCUUAAACAUUUUCAUGAUUUAUAUUUAGUCCCAUUUUUGUAUGACCCCAUAUUUUUUCUGCAUAUUAUGAUAUGACAUUGGUAACAUUAUUAUAAUCUUAUCCUUAUAUAGGCAUGAUGAUUUCCAUGUUAAAUCUUUUGUUUUAGUUGAAAAAUCUGAACGAAAUUUUUUUUUGCAUAAAACAUAACCAACUAAUAAACUCAAAUUGGAAAAAAUCCUAAAACACCUUAAGAUUUAACUCUUGAUUUACAUGGGCACUUUUGAAAACUCUGCUUGCAUUACCAAUGAGAAUUGUGUUAGCUGUUACAGUUACAGAGUACUACUGGCUAAUGCCCUUAAAAAAUGGUCCAAUUAUUAAUUUGGCAAGCACCUUCACUUGCUGUUAUAAUUACACUGGUUGAACUUCUCCUUAUUGACAUGCUUUCGUCAUGCCAUGCUAUGUCAGAUGUAGCCCUUAAUUAAAAUUAUGUAAAUAUUUAAUAGUCCCAUAUUUACCAUAGAUUUGUACAACACUUAGGCCAAAUAAAAAAUAUGUGUGUUUCCCAUUUCCUUAUCUACCCUAUAUUUUAAGCAUAGAAAUAGCCUAUAUUAUAAUUUUUAAUGCAUUUUUCAAUAAGCAUGAUUAAAGUCAGAAUUCCUCUCCCAAAGACUCAAUGUAAAAAAAAAGUAAAAUUAAUCCUAACCUACAUACUGUAUUCAAAGAUGUAAUAGGAAACACACAUAUUAUUUUAUUUUGCCUUCGCAAUAAAAUUCUUACACACACCACAUUUUCUGUUAAUAUGUAUUAUAGCACCGAACUUAUAACAUUUUAUGCAGACACAUGUUUCAUUCUACAUAAGUAUUGCAUUCAUUAACGAGUAUUUAUGUAUGUUUUACUUCCUGUGGUUUUUGGGGAUUUAAUUCAUUUAUAGUGCCUUGACAACAGUGUCACAUUGUUUCUGUCACCCUACAUGUAUGUCAUGUUCAAAAUGAGUAAUUAGUUAUUUCAAUUCAGCAUGAAAUUUAUGAUGUAUUUUGUUAAUAAGACAUAGGUCAAAAGGUUUAUAGGAUGCAUCUUGUGCACAUUUAUGCACAAUAUAUGUUAACAAUGUAAUUACUAUAUUUAAAACCAUUAAAACAAUUUUAAUUAUUAUGUCAUUUGUUCUAGAUCUAAAAUAAGCCAGCUGAAUGAUUCAAAAAGUCAACUUUAAUUAGAUAUUGAAAAUCAAAGCAUAAAUUUUCUUUCUAAAUAGAUAAGUACUAAUGAAACAAAUUUCUGCAAAUGCACACAUUAAAGGAAUCGGUAUCCUUAAAUAGAUAAAUUGUGUCAUUCAAAGAUAAUGAAAGGGACAGGGACAGGGUUUUCAUAAAAACAUGUUUGGUUAUACUUUUCUAUUUCCUUGAAUCAAAUCUAAGCUCACAUGUAAAAUUUUCAUUGAUGCAUUAAUCAGAUCAAUUCAAAGGUGAAAGGAUGAUUAUUAUAUUAAAAAAAUAUUAUUUAUGUAACAAGUUUAUUCGGUAAGAUCUAUAAACUAUUAGAUUUAUAUAUCAUAUGUAUGCAAAGCAAUUGUGUCAAAUCGGUGCUCUUGUUAAGGUCAUACACUAUAGCAAAAGGUUACAGAAACAUAUCAGUCAUUUAUAUUACCUGUUUUGUCCUUCAUAAAUAUCUAUUUUUUAAACCUGACGUAGUAGAUAUAGAAAGUGUCAUAAUUGAGACUUCGUAAUUAGGUGGUUAAUAUACUGCUGUCAAAAAUAUUAAUAAUUCAGGGAUUUCCCUUAAGUGUCCUCAAGCUAAUUUGACAACUGUAUAAUUACAUACUCUCUAACAAACAGUAAUAAUUUAUACAGAAAUAUUAUAUUUAUUAUAAAUGUUGUUUUCUGUAAAAGAAAAUUUAAAGUCAUUCAUUAUAUUGACUCCUAACUUCAUAAAAUGUAGCAUUGUUCGCAUUUAUGAAAAAAAAACAUUUCAUAUUAUUUUUCCUCAGCUUUUUAUUUUUCUAAUCAUUUAGUAAGGACAUGUUCUCAUUUAUGCAAUAACCUUUGUCUUUUUUUCAUUAUACCAUAUCAUAUAUUGGUGUAUAGGACUCAGAUGAUGUCCACACACAUGUGAAUUUCAGUAUAUUUUUGUUUACUCCAUUGUUCAUUUUAUACAGAAGUUUUAUCAUGUAGCUUUAACAUGUUUAAUGAUAUUAAAGUUCAUCAAAGUA
Molecule: messenger RNA, 7343 nt
Organism: Mytilus trossulus (common blue mussel)
Lineage: Eukaryota; Metazoa; Mollusca; Bivalvia; Mytilida; Mytilidae
Exons: 5
Coding region: 281-1978 (565 amino acids)
Source: RefSeq, a predicted model, not a curated record